GGAGACAGCGCGAGCGUCACGGUGUGUUUGGGGUGCAUACAUAGAAAUGAGAAACGAGACGCGGGUACAAAAUGUAUCAUGCAUUUCUCUCCGUUUAAAAUGAGCGUUUGCAUUCGGAAAAAUAGCGAAGCAGUUUAAAGCAGUUUUCUCAGUGCUUUUUUGAUUACUAAGAUUAGACAUCUGUUUACGCGGGGUUUUCUGAUUGAUUCAUUACGCUAAAACGGGCAGCAUUGAAAUUUUUUAAACGUUUAACGUUAGUUUUUUUAAACCGAAGCCGUGCCAGUCUAGUUUUAUACCAAUACGCAUUUAAUAUCUGUAAAUAAGUCUUUUAUGUGGAAAUGUUGUGUUGUCGGAGCUUCAAACAUCUGGCGAGAGAAGGAUGUGAAUCUGAAUCUCAGCGAAUAAUGAUGUGAAUGAUGCGGCAUCCUUUAUUUCAAACAAGACACAGAGGAGAAUCAAGGCUCUGCCUCCAUGCUGAGAUGUGUGCUAGCGACCUGUCCAAUAGGCUGAGCUUGCUCUCUUUACCAUGUAACUGCAAAAAGAAGAAUGCUUUAUUCCUCCACUAGUCUGCCUGUGGCUUCAGGGCCGCCCAUCCCACCCUGCCCCCCACCGAGGGCGCUGACCCAGCCAGCGGGUACAAGAGCCAUGGAGAACUCCUCCGCUAAAGCCAACAGCUCGCUGGAGCCCCGGACUCUAUCGGGAUACGUAACGCCUUCGGCAGUCGGGCCGGACCCGGUUCAGGGCUUGAACCUGCCCCUUCAAGUGUUCUUCGGGUUGGUCAUCAUCUGCGUGCUGCUGCUGGCCUUCCUCGGAAACAUGGUGGUGUGCGCCAUGGUUUACCAGAGAGCAGCCAUGCGCUCCGCCAUUAACAUCUUGCUGGCCAGUCUCGCCUUCGCCGACAUGAUGCUAGCAGUCCUUAACAUGCCUUUUGCCCUGGUCACAAUGGUGACCACGAACUGGAUCUUCGGAGAGGUGUUUUGCCGCGUGUCAGCCAUGUUCUUCUGGAUGUUCGUGAUGGAGGGAGUCGCGAUCUUGCUGAUCAUCAGCGUGGACCGUUUCCUAAUCAUCGUGCAAAAGCAGGACAAGCUGAGUCCGCGCAGGGCCAAAGUGUUAAUCGCAGUCUCGUGGUCUCUGUCUUUCUGCUUCUCUUUCCCCCUUUCCGUCGGCCAUCCGGCCCUGGACAUUCCCCCCAGAGCGCCUCAGUGUGUUUUCGGGUACACGGCGGACCGGGGCUACCACGCCUACAUGAUGCUGAUAAUGCUGGUGUUCUUCUUCGUACCGUUCCUGGUGAUGCUCUACACGUUCAUGGGCAUCUUGAGCACACUCCGCCACAACGCGCUCCGCAUCCACUCCCACACGGACUCGGUGUGCCUCAGCCAGGCCAGCAAACUGGGUCUGAUGAGCCUCCAAAAACCCUUUCAGAUGAACGUUGACAUGAGCUUCAAAACACGUGCCUUCACCACCAUCCUCAUUCUGUUCUCGGUGUUCACCGCAUGCUGGGCUCCGUUCGCCACCUACAGCCUGCUGUCCACCUUCAGUCGGCCCUUCUACUACAGGCAGAACUUCUUUGAGAUCAGCACGUGGCUGCUGUGGAUUUGCUACCUCAAAUCAGCUCUGAAUCCUCUGAUCUACUACUGGCGUAUCAAAAAGUUUCGCGACGCCUGCCUUGACCUGAUGCCCAAGUACUUCAAGUUCCUGCCGCAGCUGCCCGGCCACACGAGGAGACGGAUCCGCCCCAGCGCCGUUUAUGUGUGCGGCGACCAUCGCUCCGUGGUGUAGUGGAGGACCUCUAAAGCGUCUUUUGUAAUUCUUAUCAGGCUGUGAUAUGUUUGGUCUUUUUAGCUGUAAAAGAUUGUACAGAUGAGAAACUACUUUAAUUGCACAAUGUUUUUUAUAGGGUUUAGAAUUUAUUAGAAGUUUGUUCAGUACAUACCAGUCAGGUGCUGCUAUAUUUGGUGAAAAUGUGCAAUCUUCUGUUUAAUGCCAUUGAAUGUUAUAUUUUCUGUGCUGUAUUUGUUUUUUUUCCUGGCUUUGUGAUCCAGUUUACACUUUAACAUUUCUAUUUAAUUUUGUUAUUGAUUGUUCAGCUAUUCUUUUUUCUUCUUUUUUUUUUUUCUAGGGCUGCACCAAUUAUGAAAAUUUUGCCCUGACAAUACUUUAUAUAUGAAAGCCGAUAACCGAUAUAUUGGCCGAUAACUCUAAAUCCAAAUCCAAAUUUUUAUAUCGAUUUUGAAAGCCUGAUUACAAAAUACAAAAGUCUCACCAUUAAAAGCCAUGUCCCAAGCACUUUAACAUAAAUCAAACAUAUGCAGUACAGUUUAAAAGUUUUAACUUUUCUAAAGUAAAACUUUUGUAAUAAAAAAAAAAACUGCCUUAAAAAUAAAUAAACUGCCUAAAUAAUUCAAAAAAGUCGUUGUGCAACAUACUUGCAUAUGCCAUGGAUAAAAUAAGAUAAUUCAUUAUUUAUCAGCUUUAAGAUAUAUAUAUACACGAUAUCAUUAUAAAUAACAAUAAAAAGGAACAUAUUUUGUCCGAUACCGAUAUGGUGGCCGAUAUAUCGCGUGGAAAAAAGGCAAUUGACAAAGGUGAUUAUUCAGCAUGUUCCAAUCUGAUGAGACUUUGUGGAAAUACAGUACAUGAUUUUUAUUUUAUUUUAUUUUUUUCAAUUGUGAUUUCCAUUUCUGGAGGUGAAUAAAAUCAUGGAAAUGAA
Molecule: messenger RNA, 2710 nt
Organism: Pimephales promelas (fathead minnow)
Lineage: Eukaryota; Metazoa; Chordata; Actinopteri; Cypriniformes; Leuciscidae
Gene: gpr63
Product: G protein-coupled receptor 63
Biological process (GO): G protein-coupled receptor signaling pathway
Cellular component (GO): membrane
Molecular function (GO): G protein-coupled receptor activity
Source: RefSeq, a predicted model, not a curated record